CGGAGACGCCAGGCUCGCGGAGGCGGAGCCCGGCCCGGCAAGAUGGUGCCGUCCACUCUUUUGCGGUCCUUCUCCAGGCUGCUGGCCCCGGCCAGGCUCCCGGGCAGCUCGCCGGCGCGGUCAAAGUUCUAUGUUCGGGAGCCGCUACAUGACAAACCUGACUGGCUCAAAGUUGGGUUGACCUUGGGCACUUCCGCCUUCUUGUGGAUCUGUCUCAUCAAGCAACAUAGUGACGAUGUUUUAGAGUAUAAAAGAAGAAAUGGGUUGGAAUAAAGUUUUUAAAUACUAAUACAGUAUGCUCCAUAUCACAAUUAAAGCCGUUCCAGUCUGUUGAGUUGUAAAUGUGAGAGAAAAGUUAUAUGUGAAUAUAUGUUAUUAGCACUUGUGUUUUGCAUCAUUAAAUGAAGAAAAUAAAAA
Molecule: messenger RNA, 417 nt
Organism: Pteronotus mesoamericanus
Lineage: Eukaryota; Metazoa; Chordata; Mammalia; Chiroptera; Mormoopidae
Gene: NDUFC1
Product: NADH:ubiquinone oxidoreductase subunit C1
Exons: 4
Coding region: 43-273 (76 amino acids)
Cellular component (GO): mitochondrion
Source: RefSeq, a predicted model, not a curated record